AUGGUGUCUUUGACGAUUCGAGAACGUGAUGGGGAGGAGGCCAAGGUUGGCGAGGAUGGAUUCAAGGUGUUUGGCCGCGAGAUGAGAAAGGACUUUUUGUUUGCUCCCGACUGGACGAACCUCAACCACGGCUCGUACGGCAGCAUCCCCAGAGCCAUACAAGACAAGCUGCGAGGCUACCAAGACGACAUCGAAGCCCGCCCCGACCCCUUCAUCCGCUUCACCCUCGCAAGACUCACCGACGAAUCGCGCGAGGCCGUCGCGGGUGUCGUCAACGCCCCGGUCGAGACGGUCGUCUUCGUCAACAAUGCGACCGAGGGCGUCAACACCGUGUUCCGCAACCUCAAGUGGAAUCCCGACGGGAAGGACGUCGCGCUGUGCUUUUCGACGGUGUACGAUGCGUGCGGGAAGGUGAUUGACUUUUUGUACGACUAUCACGGCGAGGGGCGCUUCACGAGCCGCGACAUUCCGAUUCAGUAUCCCAUUGAGGACGAUGAGAUUCUGCAGCGCUUCCGCGACACUGUGAAAAGUGUCCAGGACGAGGGGAAGCGCGCGAAAGUGUGCAUCUUUGAUGUCGUCUCGUCGAGGCCGGGCGUCUUGUUUCCGUGGGAGCGAAUGGUCAAGGCGUGUCGCGAGCUGGGCGUGCUGAGUCUCGUCGACGGCGCGCAGGGCAUCGGCAUGGUGCGUUUGAACUUGUCCGAGGCCGAUCCCGACUUCUUCGUGUCCAACUGCCACAAGUGGCUCUUUACGCCGCGUGGAUGCGCAGUGUUUUAUGUUCCCGUGCGGAACCAGCAUUUGUUGCCGACGACGCUGGCUACGAGCCAUGGGUAUUUAUCUCAGAGCGGCGAGCACAGCAUCCGCCCUGAACCCCCGUAUAAGCCCAAGGACAAGAGCUUCUUUGUCAACAACUUUGAGUGGACUGGCACAAAGGACUAUUCGCCUAUUUUGUGCGUCAAGGACGCCGUCAAAUACCGCAAGGAGGUGCUGGGCGGCGAGGAGAGGAUCCUCUCCUACCUCUGGGACCUGAACAAGAAGGGCAGCAAGCUCGUUGCCGAGAAGCUAGGCACCGAGGUGCUGGAGAACAGCAAGGGCACGUUGACAAACUGCUCGAUGGCCAACAUUUCGAUUCCUCUCUGGCGAGGCGACAAGAGCGAGGCGAAGGAGGGGGAUGUCGUUGUGCCGGCCGAAGAUGGGGACCGCAUCGUGGUGUGGAUGAUGAGCACGAUGGCGUCGGAUUACAAGACUAUUGUGCCCAUGUAUUGGCUGGGUAACAGAUUCUUUGUGAGGAUUAGUGCGCAGAUUUACUUGGAUCUCGAGGAUUAUGAGUUUGGGGCGGAGACGCUGAAGAAGCUGGUGGAGAGGGUUGGCAAGGGGGAGUACAAGGCUUGA
Molecule: messenger RNA, 1389 nt
Organism: Trichoderma breve
Lineage: Eukaryota; Fungi; Ascomycota; Sordariomycetes; Hypocreales; Hypocreaceae
Product: aminotransferase class-V domain-containing protein
Exons: 2
Coding region: 1-1389 (462 amino acids)
Source: RefSeq, a predicted model, not a curated record